Molecule: messenger RNA, 945 nt
Organism: Penicillium maclennaniae
Lineage: Eukaryota; Fungi; Ascomycota; Eurotiomycetes; Eurotiales; Aspergillaceae
Exons: 5
Coding region: 1-945 (314 amino acids)
Source: RefSeq, a predicted model, not a curated record
AUGUCUGUCACAGCUACGGUGACCCAGGUGGCUAAUCCGAACUUGCACGGCUUUGGUCGAAUGCGUGUCGACGGCAUAGAUCAGCACUUCGGUGAUUUCCGCGAUGAAUUGACUCGUGACGGCUUCGCGAUUAUGCAUUCGUGGCUGGAGAACUUCAAUCUGGACUACGACCGCAAUGAUCCUUCGACCGUUCACAAGGACAAGCUUCCUCUAAUCAACGAGAAGGUCGUCGGAGCUUUUGAGAAGAUUUAUGACGAUGAAGACCUCAUUGUAUCUUUUGAUGCUAUCAACUUCCAGUUUCCUAACCGGACAGAUAUUGCACCCAACGAGCCUUGGCCGCACCAGGACCAGAAUCCGGAGAAGCAUGGCGUCCGCUGCAUACAAGGCCUCGUAAAUAUGCUGCCCAACGGGCCAGAGGACGGAGGUUUGAUCGUCUGCCGAGGUGGCCACCUUCUAUCCGAGCAGUUCCAUCGUGAGAUGGCAGACGAAGAAAGAAUCCCAGCUUGGACACCUGAGUGGUAUGGUUUCACCGAGCGAGGCAUGAAGUGGCUCGAAGACCACGGAUGCACUUGGGAGAAGGUGUGCGCUGAACUGGGAGAUCUCUUGCUCUGGGACUCGCGCACACCGCACUACAAUCUCAGCCCCAAGAAAACCCGGCCCCAAUUGGCAGUUUACACAUGCUUCAUGCCGGUCGCAGAUGCCUCGCAGGAUGAUCUUCUGCGAAAGAAGGACGCCUUUGAUCGACGUGUCGGGACCACCCAUUGGCCCAAUGCAAAGCAUACUGGAUCCAAUGUCGCUCAGCGGGAUGGAAAAGAUGAUCCACACAAUCGUAAUAAGCCGGUCAAUGACCCAGACCUUAGCGAGCGGGCUUUCAAGUUGACGGGCAUUCCAUACAUCAAGCACAAGGACAAAGCGACUAUCAAGCAAACUAUCGCGACAGCUUGA